Messenger RNA from Lasiodiplodia theobromae, 576 nucleotides. RefSeq names its product Major allergen Alt. NCBI's taxonomy places the organism in Eukaryota, Fungi, Ascomycota, Dothideomycetes, Botryosphaeriales, Botryosphaeriaceae. The record is from RefSeq and is a predicted model, not a curated record. Bases 1 to 576 code for a protein of 191 amino acids. The transcript is spliced from 2 exons.
AUGAAGUUCGUAACCGCCGCCAGCGCUGCUCUUCUGGGCACUACCGUCUUCGCUGCUCCGCUUAUGCUUAUGUCUGGCGACUCCUCCCUCGGUGCUCUUGCAAGCGGCUUCCCCAUGUUCGCUCCGUUUCUCAUUGGCAGUAGCAACCCGGGCACCGUGAAGUCGGGAACUCCGUCGGACAUGGUCCAAACAGACACCCCAUCAGCCACGUAUAAGAUUCAGGACUUUACCACCCGCAAGUACGAUGGCCAGCACAUCAAUACCGUGUCCUUCAAGAUCGUAGCCUUCAACGCCGAGACCCUCGCCGACUGCUCCUCGGAGAACUUCGUCAUGAAUCAACGGUACACUUGCUCGAACGGACGGUUCAGCUUCACCUAUGUCGACUACUACGAUUGGGUCAAGCCCACCGAGCUCUUCAUCCGGGAGGAAACUGAUGAUAAGGGCCCCAUUGGCGGAUCAAUCAACUUCAUCACGCCCCCCUGCCGCGCUGGUGGAUCUGGCCCCGAGGACCUCACUUGCCAAAUUCCCGACAGCCAACAUGUUCAAGUUGGGCUUUUCCCCGCUAAAUCUAACUAA